AUGGUAAAACAUAAUGUGCUUUCAGUUGAAGUUUCUCUAUUUGAAGUUGAUGCAGCCUUCACUGGUCCUGCAACUUUCCUGAUGGUUAGAGGAGAAAUAGUCAGAAAGAGAAUUCCCACCAUCACUUCAUGGACUUCAAGUGAUUUGAGGGCAAGGGUCAAGGUUGAAAGAGACAUAGGCGGCUUUGGAAAGGGCAAAGUCGUUGAAUAUAUCCCAGAUGCACAUCAGCCACCACCUCCUCAACUGUCACCACCCCGUGAACUGCCACAAGGUCAGGAAGUUGAAAAGGUCACCACCGCAUUGAAAAAGAUGACCACGAGCAUUAUGGAGUUCGGUGAGGUCAUGGCAGAUGUUGGGGCAAACACCUCUGUUGUUGAGAUUAUAAAAAAUGUGUUCAGCAACUUAUCCGCCACUGCCAACCUCACCCCAAGCCCGAAUCCAACCCCACCGGAAAACUUACUGCGAGAUGAUGAUAUCUACAACCAACCUAGUUUCUUGGAUGUGGUUGCUGAACUUGAAGCGGCAUUCCUGGCAACAUUGAAGAACAUGACAACUGCUGACAUACCCGCACCAACUUUUAAUCUCCUAACGCCAACUAGCCAUGACGCUACUCCCGAAGAGGCCCCAAGAAAUGCAACUCCACCUGAAACAACACCACCUCCGCCCGAACCCACAUCUGAACCCCGAGCAGCAACUCUAUCAGCAUCACCCACCACACCACCACCACAAACAACCAAAGGAAACACAGCAGCAGCAGCACUUACCCCAAUUGCAACACUCUUGGAGAAUAUCAUUGAUGACAUAGCUGAUGGUUCACCCCAAUCACUACCAGCAACUGAAUAG
Messenger RNA from Ipomoea nil (Japanese morning glory), 843 nucleotides. Its product is annotated as mucin-7-like. Lineage: Eukaryota; Viridiplantae; Streptophyta; Magnoliopsida; Solanales; Convolvulaceae. The record is from RefSeq and is a predicted model, not a curated record. The transcript is spliced from 2 exons. Bases 1 to 843 code for a protein of 280 amino acids.